This is a messenger RNA of Coniosporium apollinis CBS 100218, 1263 nucleotides long. RefSeq lists its product as uncharacterized. Lineage: Eukaryota; Fungi; Ascomycota; Dothideomycetes. The record is from RefSeq and is a predicted model, not a curated record. The transcript has 2 exons. Bases 1 to 1263 code for a protein of 420 amino acids.
AUGCCACUGUUCCAAAGACUCAGCCAGCGGUUCUGGGACUAUGUCUCACCGCGCAAGACACAAGCGCGGCGCGACAAGCCCUUCAAAGCGAAAGUCACUCCUCUUUCUACCAAGCCAACACCUCGCAAACAUGGACGCAAGCCCGUUCGUAGUUCUUUGGGACGCUCCAUGAGUCCCGACACUCGCAUCGACAACUGGCAGCUCGGCACACCGCCCUUGAUACAGAGAUCCUCCAAUCCCGGCGAGCGUCUUAUGCUCACGCCGGCUACCUCGAGAACCGCCGACCUCCAAACGCCAGGUCUCGACUUUGAAGGCGACACCUUGAUCGACGAUCUUGGGAGUCCAUCAGUCCACCAAGACAGCACCCUGAACGUCAAUGAUGAGACGAUUGUUGUCACUGAAAAGCGCUAUGAAGGAUUUAAGCAGAAGACGUUCGACCGAGAAUCGGUUCUUGAGAAACAUGCCGAACAGGCUCGUAGCAUGCGCGCCGAGGGAUGGACUGAAGACGCGAUUGAGUUGGUUCAGAAGUUCCAGAUGCGUGGCUUUGAGCCGCUGAUGCCGAAGAGCUGGGAAUUGGACUUCUCGACACUACCUAGCGAGCUAUUUACCGCGAACAACGAGGAAGCUUUCAUCAAAUCCGUCGUAGGGAAGGACUUCCGAGCAACUAAAGCACUCAAUGCGCUAAUCGGCCUCGGACCGCGCGUCCGCGAUGCUCUCGAAACCAAGAACCCUUUCCGUCCUCCGGAGCAAGUUAUCCUUCGCGCUCUGGAAAGCUACCUCAAAUGGUCCUACGACGAUGGUGGGCUCAGUUUCGCCACGAUCCCCAUCCUGGUGUUAGAGGCCGGAAGCAGCGAGAUGAGUACGGAAGAAAUUGGCAAGAACAUGCUUGCUAAGCUUGGCAACCUCCGUGACUACUAUGCCGAUGCGUUCCGCAUUCAUUCCAGCGUAGAGAGCGCCGAUGGUUCUCAGUCGUUUGAGCCACCAAGCGAGGCAUUUUCGCAUGAGCUGCCCACCCUUUAUGGCAUCGUUAUGGCCUCUACGUUGAUGGCUUUUGUCGCGUAUGACUGCUAUACGCCGGAACCCGAGUUGCACAUGAUGGGCAUGUUCAAUUACAAGCAGAGCGACUACGAUGUCUGGAACAGCCUUGCGGCGGCAAUUCUGGUCGUGCACUGCAGAAACAAGACGAUGGAACUAAAGAACGAUAUGACGUCCAUGGCUGAGCUAGGUUCGGCUAUGUUUACGGCGGAUGACCCGGACGCGUAA